Messenger RNA from Ixodes scapularis (black-legged tick), 2148 nucleotides. RefSeq lists its product as uncharacterized. The record is from RefSeq and is a predicted model, not a curated record. Lineage: Eukaryota; Metazoa; Arthropoda; Arachnida; Ixodida; Ixodidae. Gene Ontology annotation, molecular function: nucleic acid binding; zinc ion binding. The transcript has 2 exons. Bases 1 to 2148 code for a protein of 715 amino acids.
AUGAGGCUGGAGUUCAACCGCAAGAUGUCUUCGGGGAACGCCGAAAACGCCAUCGCCGGGGGAACAUCAGCCACCGACAUCGGCUCCGACUCAGCAACGGAGCAAGGACCCGUUGAGGAGGUGCGCGCGCUGCUGAACUUUCUCAAGAUCGAGGUGGAGAUCAGGGAGAAAACAUCCAAGGAACAACACGAAGACGCCGGCGGUAAGCCUGCACAUUGUUUCCCCAUGCAUGAACAUCCGAAGAGGCGCCUAAACAACGUCAAGACUCGGAACGCUACCGCUACGGCCUUGCAUGGCAGGACGGACAGCAUGGAAUGCUUUCUUUGCAAAUCAAAGGCGCACAGCACACCAGACUGUAACGCGAAGAUCGAACUAAAUGAAAAGAAGCGCAGGCUGCAAGCCAAUCGGAGGUGCUUCCGGUGCACAAAGCCGAACCACACGGCAAGAAUGUGUCGCGGCACGCUCCGUUGUGACAGGUGUGGAGGAAGGUAUGUAUCCACUAUGUGUGAUCCAGAUUACUUGCCGGGACGAGCUGCCAGCGGAUUGGAUGAAACGCGAAAGAAAGACAGGACGCCUCUCAACCUGCAUGUGAGCGAGAAGGGCAACAAACCGGCUGUCCUUCUGCAAACGGUUACCGCGUGGGUGGAAAGCAAGAACAGAAGAAAGUUGGCCCGCAUUCUCUUCGACAGUGGUAGUCAGCGCUCCUUCAUUACAGAGGAGCUGUCGAGGGGUCUUGGUUGCAAGCUUCUCGGAACGGAGGUUCUUACCGUAGGAGUGUUCGGUGGCAAGACUAGCGAACAAACGUAUCGUAGAGUUCAAGUAGUUUUGAGUAAUCGUCUAACCGGCCAGACAUACGAGAUAGACGCCCUCGAGACGCGUUCUAUCUGCGAACAAGAACUUCCAGGCUCGGAUGAAGACAUCAUGGUGAAUAUGGAGGAGCUCGGACUAACGGUUGGUGACGACCUGAACGGACUCGAGUGCAACGGCGUAGGAAUCCUCUUAGGAUCGGAGCACUACUGGGGGUGCGUUACGGGAAGAGUCCGUAGAUUGAGCGAGAACCUGACGGCAGUGGAGACCGCCUUUGGUUGGGCAGUACAUGGACGCUCCCAGGCGACUGCAGCUGUUGUCAACUGUUCCCAAGUGAUCGUCCUCAGAGCUGCCGUGAGCGACCAGGAGAACACGGCUGUUCUUAGAGGAUUUUGGGAGCUUGAGAGUAUGGGAGUUGUGGACGCAGAGGUUCAGGAUCACUCCGAUAGCGACAUCAUGCAGCGCUUUGAGAAAAGCAUCACCAAAUCUGAUCGAAGAUACGAAGUGAGCCUCCCUUGGAAACCUGAUGUAAAGCUUGAUUGCAACCGAGAGAUGGCUUGGAAAAGACUCGAAAGCCAACGAAAGAGGCUGAGCAAGAAUCCUGAGCUCAUGCAGAGAUAUAAUCAGGCAGUCCGGCUUUACGUCGAGAACGGAAUGGCUGAGAGGGUCGAGAGAGACGAUAACUCGGGUGAACACAAGGGUCCCGAUGAGAGACCAUUGGGACAACAGACGGGUGUGUUGAAGGUGCUCGGUCUGACGAGGAAGCCGAAUGAAGACAGCGUUUCCUUUUCGGCAGAACACGUGAUUGAGUUUGCCCGCCAACGAAGAAACACCAAGCGUUUCGUGCUCCAGACGACAGCACGACUGUAUGACCCCCUUGGUUUCCUCUCCCCCUUCGUGGUGCGAGCCAAGAUCUUGUUUCCGGAAAUCUGUAAGCUGAAUCUGCGCUGGGACGAUAUACUGCCGGAAGAACUGAUGAGUGACUGGAACAACUGGUGCGACGAGCUCACCACACUUCAGCAAAUUAACGUGCCCAGAUUCUACGACAGCGAGCUGAAGGGCAACGUUGUACAUCGAACGUUGCACGUGUUCUCUGAUGCCAGCACCUCCGCAUACGGAUCCAUGAUCUUCAUCUGCUCAACGGAUGACACCGGAGAAACGACCGCGACACUCUUACUGGCUAAGUGCCGCGUGUCGCCCCUAAAGGAAAUCUGCCUUGCUAGAUUAGAGCUCAUGGCAUGCUUGAUUGGAUCGAAGCUGUUUAAGUACGUAAGGACACACCUCGAAAUCAAAGUGGAUGAAGUCCACUUCUGGACGGAUUCCAUGAUCGCUCUGCAUUGA